Molecule: messenger RNA, 1362 nt
Organism: Gossypium arboreum
Lineage: Eukaryota; Viridiplantae; Streptophyta; Magnoliopsida; Malvales; Malvaceae
Product: protein LIGHT-DEPENDENT SHORT HYPOCOTYLS 1-like
Exons: 2
Coding region: 566-1180 (204 amino acids)
Biological process (GO): mRNA transcription; response to light stimulus
Cellular component (GO): nucleus
Source: RefSeq, a predicted model, not a curated record
UCACUUACUGAACCCUCCUCCAUUUCUCUUUGACCCAUUGGUCUAUAGCAUUAUAUUCUCUCUUUCCCUUGUUUUUUGUUUCACUUCAUCUCUCUCUUACUUUAUCAAUAGUGUUUUAAACUCCAGUUUGCUUCUCCUUUUUGCUCAUAAUUUCAUCUCUGAUCUCUUCUUUUUCUUUGCUCCUUUAGCCCUUUUUUCCUACCCUCAAAUUGUUGCAGUCUCGUCCAUCUGAAACAAUUUGCUAAAUAUUAUUAUCAAUAUGUUCCUUCUCUAAAUGGAGAAACAAAUACAACCCUUUUUCGGUGUCUCUCUAGUUUGAUUGUUUCUUUCUUUCAAUCUCUUUGUUAUUUUAUUCAGUUAUCUGUUAUGGAAGCCAUGCAGAAUCUUGCAUUUCAUCAUUGCUUGAGCUAUCAUCGUCACCCAUAUACCUGAAGUUCGAAAAAAAGGCUUUGAAACUGUUCUCCCUCCUUAAUUAUCUAUCUAGGUUCUGUGAGGUAAUCCUGAUCGGGUUAUUUAGAAGAAACAAGUGAAACCCUAAAAGAUUGAGGACAUCAUCAGCAAAAUAAUGGACUUGGUUUCCCCACAAAGCAAUCCAAAUAACUUUCCGAGUCCGAUUGUAGGCUCAAACCCCAUAGCAAACAUCACUGCAACGCCUGCUUCUAGCACUGCAACUCCACCCACUCCGAGUCGGUAUGAGAACCAGAAGCGCAGGGAUUGGAACACUUUCUGUCAGUACCUGAGAAACCAUAGGCCUCCAUUGUCGCUUUCAAUGUGUAGUGGCGCUCAUGUUCUGGAGUUUCUUAGGUACCUAGAUCAAUUUGGGAAGACCAAGGUUCAUAACCAGACAUGUCCUUUCUUUGGCCUCCCAAACCCACCGGCUCCCUGCCCAUGCCCUCUGAGACAAGCCUGGGGUAGCCUCGAUGCACUCAUUGGUCGACUCCGAGCUGCUUAUGAAGAACAUGGGGGCAGACCAGAAGGGAACCCUUUUGGAGCUCGAGCUGUGAGGAUUUUCUUAAGGGAAGUCAGGGAUUUCCAGGCCAAAGCUAGAGGUGUCAGCUAUGAGAAGAAAAGAAAGAGGCCUAAGCAAAAGAUGGCACCACCACCAGCACCACAACAACCACCUCCACCACCAGCACCACCAAUACUUGCCGAUGCAACUGCUGCAAGGAGUACUAUAUAAUUGGAAGAAGCAUAGGGUCAAUUUGCAAUCAACAUAUUGUCUGGAUGAUAAGGUUUUUAUGGGUUUUGAUUGUAUAAGGUAAUUUUUUUCUACUUUUUAUAUUUCCAUGGCUUAUUUGAUAAUGUUAUACACAAUAUUAUAUAUAUUAAUGUAAUGAUAUCUAUGUUGCUUUAAUAUAUAAA